This is a messenger RNA of Microthlaspi erraticum, 1209 nucleotides long. The record is from the annotation of a GenBank genome assembly. Lineage: Eukaryota; Viridiplantae; Streptophyta; Magnoliopsida; Brassicales; Brassicaceae.
AUGCAGGCAGUUUCCAGGAGAUUAGUCCAACGGCCUCUCGCCGGAGGAGCUUCGAUCUAUUCAUCACCUUCUCUCAGAUCGCUCUAUGGAGUCUCAGAUCACCUUAAUGGGACUGAUAAUCGUCGCUACUCGUCUUCCCUCGCUACUAAGGGCGUUGGACACCUCGCUCGCAAGGGUACUGGUGGGAGAUCUUCCGUUAGUGGCAUUGUAGCUACGGUAUUUGGAGCCACCGGAUUUCUGGGUCGUUAUCUUGUGCAGCAGCUAGCGAAAAUGGGAUCACAAGUGCUAGUUCCUUUCCGAGGCUCGGAGGACUCUCCUCGACAUCUCAAGUUGAUGGGAGAUUUAGGACAGGUAGUACCGAUGAAGUUUGAUCCAAGAGACGAAGACUCGAUUAAGGCUGUCAUGGCAAAGGCUAAUGUCGUCAUCAAUCUAAUUGGAAGGGAGUACGAGACCAGGAAUUUCAGUUUCGAAGAAGCUAAUCAUCAUAUGGCUGAGAAGCUUGCACUGGUGGCCAAGGAACAUGGUGGGAUAAUGAGAUUUAUUCAAGUGUCUUGUCUGGGAGCUUCUGUGUCAUCUCCUUCAAGAAUGCAGAGGGCAAAAGCUGCUGCUGAGGAAGCUAUCUUGAGCGCGCUGCCUGAGGCCACAGUCAUGAGACCUGCGACUAUGAUUGGUACAGAGGACAGAAUCUUAAACCCAUGGGCACAGUUCGUUAAAAAAUAUGGUUUCCUCCCGCUCAUAGGUGGUGGGACCACCAAAUUCCAGCCCGUAUAUGUGGUUGAUGUUGCUGCUGCGAUCAUUGCAGCUCUAAAGGAUGAUGGCUCCAGCAUGGGGAAAACCUAUGAACUGGGUGGUCCAGAUGUCUUUAACGCUCGUGAUUUGGCAGAGAUCAUGUUUGAUAUGAUUCGUGAAACGCCUCGAUAUGUCAAGCUUCCAUCUCCAAUUGCUAAGGCAAUGGCAGGUCCUCGGGAUUUCAUGGUGAACAAAGUCCCAUUCCCUCUACCCUCUCCACAGAUCUUCAAUCUUGAUCAAAUCAAUGCGUUUUCAACCGAUACUGUGGUAUCUGACAAGGCCUUGACGUUUCAGGAUUUGGACCUUGUCCCUCAUAAAUUGAAGGGAUAUCCGGUCGAGUUUCUCAUCCAAUAUCGCAAAGGUGGUCCUAAUUUCGGUUCUACUGUCAGUGAAAAGAUACCAACAGACUUCUACAAUUGA